Molecule: messenger RNA, 423 nt
Organism: Paramuricea clavata
Lineage: Eukaryota; Metazoa; Cnidaria; Anthozoa; Malacalcyonacea; Plexauridae
Source: the annotation of a GenBank genome assembly
AUGCCUUCUAUCCGCCGACCAAAACGGGUUGCUUCAACUCCAACAGCUUCUCGGGCAAACCAACAGCGUCAAGCAGCUGCACCUCGCCGCGGUUUACGUUCACGGGCUACUCGUGGUGAGGCUAUUGGGCCAGUCAGUGUUCUUGGACAUCCAACCUCUGCAGCGCCUGUCGUGCCAACGCCUGCACCAACAGCGAUCCCAUCGCCGCUGCCGGAUGAUCUGGUCACAACAUUGGUUUCGUCGGUAACGGCCGCAGUUACACAACAGCUUUCAGCGUUCCUACCGUCCCCUUCGACUGCUCUUCCAGGGAUUUCUCCGCCAUCGUCUUCGACGCAUCCUACGGUAGAGUCUCCAUCUUCUGCCCACGCAACAGCUUUGGUUCAGGGCGCACUUGGCGAAGCCCACUCCAACAUAUCACGUCAG